Messenger RNA from Pogona vitticeps (central bearded dragon), 2790 nucleotides. RefSeq names its product WD repeat domain 37 (gene WDR37). Gene Ontology annotation, molecular function: protein binding. The record is from RefSeq and is a predicted model, not a curated record. NCBI's taxonomy places the organism in Eukaryota, Metazoa, Chordata, Lepidosauria, Squamata, Agamidae.
UGCCGGCGUUAUUUCCGGUUCUAACCGGAAGUGGUCUUGAGGUACUCCGGGACGAGCGGUUUUGGGUGCGUUCGGGUUUUGGGGAAGAAGACGAGCAGCCGCCGGCGGCGCCUUUCCUCUUCAUUCCCCCCCUUUACCUUUACUAUCACUCUCCGCUCAUCCUCCGUGGGGGUGUAUUGUUAUCGCCACCCCCUCGUCACCUUGUCCCUCCCUCCUCCGGGCAAGGGAGCCGCCCCCUCCGGUGGACUUCGAAGUUUAUUUUAGGAGUGUCGGGAAAGGUUUUCUUUGAAGUAAUGCCCACAGAAAGUGGAAGUUGUGCCACGGCUCGCCAGGCAAAGCAGAAACGCAAAUCUCACAGUCUUUCUAUACGACGAACCAACAGUUCCGAGCAAGAACGGUCAGGAUUGCAGAGGGAAAUGCUGGAAGGCCAGGAUUCAAAGCUGCCAUCAUCUGUUAGGAAUACACUUCUGGAACUUUUUGGUCAAAUAGAAAGAGAGUUUGAGACCCUCUACAUUGAAAAUCUUGAAUUACGUAGAGAGAUUGAUACACUUAAUGAGCGCUUAGCAGCUGAAGGCCAAACGAUUGAUGGAGCUGAACUGAGCAAGGGACAACUGAAAACCAAAGCCAGCCAUAGUACCAGUCAGCUCUCUCAGAAAUUAAAGACUACUUACAAGGCGUCUACUAGCAAGCGCUCAAAUUCUUUCCCAGGCAAAUCAGGUGGACCUCGCAACUUCAGCGUGGGAAGCUGGGAAAUAUGGGGUGGCGACUCCUGGAUUGUGUCCAGUUUCAAAACAACAACAUCAAGAGCAAUCUGCCAGCUGGUGAAAGAGUAUAUUGGUCAUCGGGAUGGGAUUUGGGAUGUCAGUGUCGCAAAAUCUCAGCCGGUGGUGCUGGGGACUGCAUCUGCUGAUCACACUGCUUUACUAUGGAGCAUAGAAACAGGCAAGAGCCUUGUCAAAUAUGUUGGGCAUGCUGGAUCAGUAAAUUCCAUAAAAUUCCAUCCAACAGAGCAAGUGGCUCUCACAGCUUCAGGAGACCAGACAGCUCAUAUUUGGAGGUACAUGGUGCAAUUGCCCACACCUCAGCCUACUACAGACUGCAAUCAAAUGUCUGGAGAAGAUGAAGUGGAAUUCUCUGACAAAGACGAAGCUGACGGAGAUGGAGAUGGCUGCGGUGAUUGUCCCACCAUCCGGACUCCUUUAACUUCCCUAAAAAGCCAUCAAGGUGUUGUCAUAGCAGCAGAUUGGCUGGUUGGGGGCAAGCAAGCUGUGACUGCGUCAUGGGAUAGGACAGCAAACCUAUAUGAUGUGGAGACAUCUGAACUUGUGCAUUCUCUGACAGGACAUGACCAAGAACUCACACAUUGUUGCACACAUCCCACCCAACGUCUUGUGGUGACGUCAUCCCGCGACACAACCUUCCGUCUGUGGGAUUUCAGAGAUCCGUCUAUCCAUUCUGUGAAUGUCUUUCAGGGCCAUACAGACACUGUGACUUCAGCUGUCUUCACUGUGGGAGACAAUGUUGUUUCGGGUAGUGAUGACCGUACUGUGAAAGUUUGGGACUUGAAAAAUAUGAGAUCACCUAUUGCCACUAUUCGCACAGAUUCUGCAGUAAACAGGAUCAAUGUUUGUGUUGGCCAAAGAAUUAUUGCCCUUCCUCAUGACAACCGGCAAGUUAGGCUGUUUGACAUGUCUGGAGUGCGAUUAGCACGACUUCCUCGCAGCAACAGACAGGGCCACAGAAGAAUGGUUUGUUGUUCAGCUUGGAGUGAAGACCAUCCCAUAUGUAAUCUGUUCACAUGUGGAUUUGACCGCCAGGCUAUUGGGUGGAACAUCAACAUCCCUGCUUUGCUUCAGGAAAAAUGAGAUAUUGGAAGAAUCCUUUCCCCCUCUCUUUCUGUUCUGUUUUGUUGCCAUAGACUUUUGUGCAGACUUUCCUAUAAGUUGGUCUGCUAUCACUGUAAAAGGUGCUCCUUGAAAGGGGUGUGUUGCAGAAUUUGUUACCACUUUGUGCACAAUUGCAUGAAAUGUACAGGAAAAAAUGUGACCUUUUCAAAGAAGUUAGGUUCUUGUGUAUGAACUUUUAUAUCUUGACAUCCACUGGUGAAUAGAAGGAUGUUUGGCUUUACUAUGGAGCAUAGAGAUGUUCAUAAGUUAUUCAGCCUAGAUGAACUGUAGGGCAUUAUGUUUGACUUAAAUGUGAAUUCUAUGUACUUAUUGUGAAGAAUAUAUAGUCUGCCUUUCCCCUAUCAUUUUACAUAUCUUAUCUGCCUUGUGGUUAAAGAGAGUUUAGGGCUAAACUCUUAAAAUGAAGGGUGAAUUUCGCUGAGAAGCAUGGUGGUGAUUUCUUUGCUUUUAUAUGAAGUCUGACUUAACUCCAGUGUAGUAUUAAUUUCAACUCCCAAUGUAGUCUAGUUUAUGGAACAAAAGUAAGGGUCAGUGAAGGAAACAAUAAAUAACAUUUUGGCAUUAGGCAUGGAAUUUUAGGUUGCCAUAUGGAGAAUAUCCUGAUACAUUUCAAGAAAUAACGGAUCCAUCCUUACCCUGUUGGCCUGAGCCACCACUCUACAUUUUGAAAUCUUGCUUAUUGCAAACACCAGUAUAUUGCAAUCACAGCAAUUUGAACAAUUUCUUAAGCACUUUAGUUUAUAGCAGCUGUUAUAAACCGCAAGCAUCUGAAGACAUUUCAGAAGGAAUGUGGGAGUUCUGUCUUAGAAGGAUUUACAUGGGCUACAUUUUUGUGAACUAUUUUUUUAAGCAAGCAAAUAAACCUUGUAUUGUUUUUUUAAUA